Messenger RNA from Dipodomys ordii (Ord's kangaroo rat), 3571 nucleotides. RefSeq names its product oxysterol binding protein-like 1A (gene Osbpl1a). NCBI's taxonomy places the organism in Eukaryota, Metazoa, Chordata, Mammalia, Rodentia, Heteromyidae. Gene Ontology annotation, cellular component: intracellular membrane-bounded organelle; cytosol; membrane. The transcript has 24 exons. Gene Ontology annotation, molecular function: cholesterol binding; protein binding. The record is from RefSeq and is a predicted model, not a curated record. The coding region runs from base 6 to 2567 and encodes 853 amino acids.
UGGUAAUGCUUCUCUUAGAAUAUAAUGCUGAUACUACCGUGGUAAAUGGGAAUGGACAGACAGCAAAAGAAGCAUCUCAUGACAAAGAAAUCAGAAAUAUGCUUGAAGCUGUAGAAAGGACUCAACAAAGAAAGCUUGAAGAAUUACUUUUAGCAGCAGCAAGAGAAGGCAAAACAGCAGAAAUCACAGCUCUGCUCAGCAGACCCAAUCCUCCUGAUGUUAACUGUUCGGAUCAGUUAGGGAAUACACCUUUGCAUUGUGCAGCCUACCGGGCCCAUAAGCAGUGUGCCAUAAAGCUUCUGAAAAGUGGAGCUGACCCUAACCUAAGGAACAAAAAUGAUCAAAAACCUCUUGAUCUUGCCCAGGGUGCUGAAAUGAAACAUGUUCUUGUUGGUAAUAAGGUCAUCUACAAAGCACUGAAACGAUAUGAAGGCCCUCUCUGGAAGAGUUCAAGAUUUUUUGGCUGGAGAUUAUUCUGGGUAGUGUUAGAACAUGGAGUCCUUUCAUGGUAUAGGAAACAGUCUGAUGCCAUCCAUAAUGUUUAUCGCCAGGGAUGCAAACACUUGACACAAGCAGUGUGCACGGUGAAAUCCUCUGAUAGCUGCCUCUUCUUUAUCAAAUGCUUUGAUGACACUAUUCAUGGCUUUCGAGUUCCUAAGAAUGCACUUCAUCAGUCAAGAGAGAACUGGCUGGAAGCAAUUGAAGAACAUUCUGCAUACAGUACCCAUUACUGUUCCCAAGACCAGUUGACUGAUGAUGAAGAAGAUGAUGCAGUUUCUGCUAUAGACUUGAAGCAAUCCAUACAGAAAGCACAAACAUGUCAACAGAGACUUGAUAGGGAAAUUUCCAGCUUUCUUAAAAUGAUUAAGGAAUGUGACAUGGCUAAAGAAAUGCUUCCAUCAUUUCUUCAGAAAGUUGAAGUUGUCUCUGAAGCUUCUAGAGAGACUUGUGUAGCUUUGAGUGAUUGCCUUAAUAUCUUCACUAAGCAAGAAGGGGUGAGGAAUUUAAAAUUGGAACAGGAGCAAGAAAAAAACAAAAUUUUGUCAGAAGCACUGGAAACUCUAGCCACUGAGCAUCAUGAAUUAGAGCAAUCUCUGGUUGAAGGCUCCCCACCUCCCAGCAUCCUUAGUGAGGACGAGUUCUAUGAUGCGCUGUCAGAUUCUGAGUCCGAGCGGUCCCUGAGUCGAUUGGAAGCAGUGACAGCCCACUCCUUUGAAGAGGAAGAAGAACACUUGAACAGUGGAAAACACAGAAUGUCUGAAGGAAAAGACUGUGGUGGUGGAGAUGCUCUCUCUAAUGGCAUCAAAAAGCACAGAACAAGCUUGCCCUCUCCUAUGUUUUCCAGAAACGACUUCAGUAUCUGGAGCAUCCUCAGGAAGUGUAUUGGAAUGGAACUGUCCAAGAUCACCAUGCCAGUUAUAUUUAAUGAGCCUUUGAGCUUCCUACAGCGGCUAACGGAAUACAUGGAGCAUACUUACCUCAUCCACAAGGCCAGUUCAUUAUCGGAUCCUGUGGAAAGGAUGCAGUGUGUAGCUGCAUUUGCUGUGUCUGCAGUUGCUUCUCAGUGGGAACGCACUGGAAAGCCAUUCAACCCACUUCUGGGAGAAACUUACGAAUUGGUCCGAGAUGACCUUGGAUUCAGACUAAUUUCGGAACAGGUCAGCCAUCACCCACCAAUCAGUGCAUUUCAUGCAGAAGGACUAAACAAUGACUUUAUCUUUCACGGCUCAAUCUAUCCAAAACUGAAAUUUUGGGGGAAGAGUGUAGAAGCAGAACCCAAAGGAACCAUCACCUUGGAGCUCCUUGAACACAAUGAAGCAUAUACGUGGACCAAUCCCACUUGCUGUGUGCAUAAUAUCAUUGUUGGUAAACUCUGGAUUGAGCAGUAUGGCAAUGUGGAAAUCACAAACCACAGGACUGGGGACAAAUGUGUGUUAAAUUUUAAGCCAUGUGGCCUUUUUGGUAAGGAAUUACACAAAGUUGAAGGCUACAUACAAGAUAAAAGCAAAAAGAAGCUAUGUGCCCUCUAUGGGAAGUGGACGGAGUGUUUAUAUAGUGUUGAUCCUGCCACUUUUGAGGCUUACAAAAAAAAUGACAAGAGAAACACUGAAGAGAAGAAGAACAGCAAACAGAUGAGCAACUCUGAGGAAUCUGAUGAAAUGCCAAUGCCAGAUUCUGAAAGUGUGUUUGUUAUUCCUGGAAGUGUUCUUCUGUGGCGAAUAGCACCGCGGCCUCCCAAUUCUGCCCAGAUGUAUAAUUUUACUAACUUUGCAAUGGUUUUGAAUGAAGUAGACAAGGAAAUGGAAAGUGUGAUUCCUAAGACAGACUGCAGAUUGCGGCCAGACAUCAGAGCCAUGGAGAAUGGAGAGAUAGAUCAAGCUAGUGAAGAAAAAAAAAGACUUGAGGAAAAACAAAGAGCAGCUCGCAAAAACAGGUCCAAGUCAGAAGAGGACUGGAAGACAAGGUGGUUCCAUCAAGGUCCCAAUCCCUACAAUGGAGCCCAAGACUGGAUUUACUCUGGAAGCUACUGGGACAGAAACUACUUCAAUUUGCCUGACAUUUAUUAAAAUGCAGACAAGUCAGGUUGUUUGGCUAAUCCACAAAUAAGUCUUAAAUUUAUGUUUAAAAAUUUUUCUCCCUUAGUUUCUCAUCUUAAAAAAAAAUUGUUCACAAGCUAACUUGCAUUCUCAUAAGAUAGGACAUACGGUGAUCAUGAAAGCCUCAGGAAAAAUGUCUAAUUUUGCUGUCCAUAUACAUUUGGAAUACUGUUUUACAGAGAGGUAAGAGAAAAGGUCCCUUUUCUGGUUGCAGUUGCCAUAUUUACUGGAGGUUUAUAUGUAAAUUUAACUUUAGCCUUAUAGAAUUACAUACAACUCCCAAACCCAAAAUAUUUUCAAAUAUUUUAUGCUGUUAUGCUUAUAUGUUUUAGAAGUAACUUUGAAAUGUUUCUAGUUCUCCUAUGUUUAUAUGCUCAAAUGUAAAGGUUGUCAUUUGUAAAGACUAAAUUAUUGAUUAGAUGGCUUUAUUCAUAUUAAUCUCAAUUUUACCCCUUCAAAAGAAAACUACUUGAAUAUUCAGAUUUUCCCAAUACCGGAAAAGGUAUUUUGUUUUCAUGCUCUGAAGAAUUUGCUAUAACAAUUUUCUGCAGUUGUCACUAGGAUUAAAACAUUUAUUUUUAAGUGAAAAUAUGUAUAAAAUCUAGCAUUUCACAAACAUGUCCUAGAAAUAUUUUAGUCACUAUCAUUAUUACAUAAUGACAAACCUUUUAAAAUGUGUGAGCUUACAGUGGCAAAUGCCAGAGAAAUUAAGCUAACUCAUGUAUUAUAUCAAAAGGAGGUCUUGUGCAUUUCAAGGUACCUGGGUACUUAAAAAUAUAUAUGGAGACCUACUGUACAGUAGUUUUUGCCCCUAUAAUUGGGGUUCAUUAAUCAUAGUAUUUAUCUACCCAGACUGAGAUAGUGCUCAAGGAGCCUUACUUAGGUAGCUGCCAGUAAAUUGCUAUCUUGAAGUUAACACGUGUUAUAAUGAAAUAAUCUGAUGCUAAAUAAAGGCUUUAGAAUGUUCCCCAAAA